Messenger RNA from Fraxinus pennsylvanica, 369 nucleotides. The record is from the annotation of a GenBank genome assembly. Lineage: Eukaryota; Viridiplantae; Streptophyta; Magnoliopsida; Lamiales; Oleaceae.
AUGAUGGAGGGAUGGGCGAUUAGGGAUUGGAAAUCAUCUGUUGCGGGGAUUUGCAAAUCGAAUUCUAGGCUAGGGUUUUUAGAAUAUAUAGACUGCUUCCUCUCGGCCGUCACUUCUCUACAUUGUUUCUUCUCUCUCUCUCUCUCGCGGCCGAGUCUCCUACUUUUCAGAAUGGAUUCGCAAAUCAAGCAUGCUAUCGUGGUGAAGAUUAUGGGUAGGACUGGGUCUCGAGGCCAAGUUACUCAGGUCAGAGUGAAAUUUAUUGAUGACCAGAACCGUUUCAUUAUGAGGAAUGUCAAGGGACCGGUUAGGGAAGGCGAUGUUCUAACCCUCCUGGAGUCCGAGAGAGAGGCCAGGAGAUUGCGCUGA